Messenger RNA from Malassezia pachydermatis, 2646 nucleotides. RefSeq names its product ark1-actin regulating kinase. Gene Ontology annotation, biological process: actin filament organization; protein autophosphorylation; peptidyl-threonine phosphorylation. The record is from RefSeq and is a predicted model, not a curated record. The transcript is spliced from 2 exons. Gene Ontology annotation, molecular function: ATP binding; protein serine/threonine kinase activity. Bases 1 to 2646 code for a protein of 881 amino acids. NCBI's taxonomy places the organism in Eukaryota, Fungi, Basidiomycota, Malasseziomycetes, Malasseziales, Malasseziaceae. Gene Ontology annotation, cellular component: cytoplasm.
AUGGCCGCCGCACCUCCUGCCGCGCAGGUGCAGGGUGCUACCAUGGCACCCUUUCGUGGGCAGCGCAAACUGCAGCCUGGUAUGCGUGUCAAGGUCGGAGCGCAUAUCGUGACAGUGCAGCGCUUUCUCAGUCAGGGCGGCUUUGCCCAUGUCUACCUAGCCCAAGCCGAUACACCCGUUCGCAUGCCAGGGCAAGCGCCGCCAGGCGAUACGCACCUGGUCCUGAAACAUAUGUGUGUAUGGAACAAGGAAGCACUCGCGACCGUACGGGCCGAGGUGGAGCAUCAUCGUACAUUGCAAGGGCAUGCCUCGAUCGUGCACUUUGUCGAAGCCUCUGCUGCUACACUGGUAGGCGAUGGCUGGGAAAUUUUCAUCCUGAUGGAGUACUGUGGCGGGGGUGGCCUCAUUGAUUUCCUGAAUACGCGAUGGCAGCAGCGCUUGUCGGAACAGGAAGUGCUGCGUCUCUUUCGCGACGUAUGCGAAGGCGUUCAGGUCAUGCAUCACCAGGACCCCGUGCUUGUUCACCGCGAUAUCAAGAUCGAAAAUGUGCUGCUUACAGCGACGCAGCCUCCUCGUUUUAAGCUGUGUGACUUUGGCUCCUGCUUCCCUGUGUUGUCGACCAAGCCUGCGCGUAGCGCUGAAGAGCUUCGGCGGCUGGAGAUGGAACUGAAUCAGCACACGACCAUUCAGUACCGUGCCCCGGAAAUGAUCGAUCUCGGGAUGCAGGUGGCCAUUACAGAAAAGGCCGAUAUUUGGGCGCUGGGUGUGUUCUUGUACAAAUUGUGCUACUACACCACCCCGUUCGAGGCACCGGGCGCGGGGCCCGCCGCGAUCUUACAGGCACGCUACGAAUGCCCUUCCAAGCCAUCGUACUCUGCAGACCUUCAGCAUCUAAUUCAUACCAUGCUGCGCGUGCAAGCGGCCGAGCGGCCGACCAUUGAUCGGGUUGUGAAAUAUGUCGAAGACCUUCUUCGCACGAGUGAUACAGCGUCUCGACCGCCCAAGCCACGUCCGACAUCGCCGAUCCCCUCAAGCUCGACGUUGCGUCGAUCGGCUACCUAUACCGCCAAACCCACAGCUACUUCCUCCCCUGCGCCCUCAACGACGACACGACAGUCCAGACUCCCACCCUCGUCGGAUACCCCCAGUACGGGCAAGGCCUCGCCUCGGCCACCGUCAGCCAAGCCUGUGCCCUCGUCGCCGCCCCCGAGCGCUGCACGGUCUCAGGGCCGGCCAGAGUCGCUGAUUUUGGAUGUCGACGAAGCAGCCGAACGCUUCCCGAGCUUGCAGUCGCUGGACAAGCAGCAUCCGAUACCUCGUCGCAGCGUUCGUGAUAUGGUCCGUGAUAUGAAUUUGCAUGAGACGCCCGCCUCGUCUUCUUCGCCGUCCGUCUCCAUUGCGAUGGACCAACGUGGCCCACCACGUCCUCGUACAGCCUCCGAAAAGCCGGCUCAUACCCUGGUGGCUUUUGACGAUAGCGUGCCAUCAUCAUCCAGUGACGACGAAGUGGAGGCACCGGAAGAGGCAGAGGCCACCCUUCGCAUUCGUCCACGCUCGUUUGUGCCUUCGCCCCCCCCGCUGGUGCAGUCCUCGCCGUCGUCGUCCCUGCAUGAUCUGUUGGCUCAAAAUGAGACGGCGCCUUCCAAGCCCGAGGUAUCGCCAAGUGCGCCAGCGCAGGACGAACUUCACUCGUUGGCCGAGCAUGAAAAGGCUCUACGUCGCUUGCUGGGCGAGGAAUCCCUGGACGAAGACCGUCGUUCGCCGCCCUUGCCGCUGCCCACUCGACGUCCUCGCUCGCCUUCCCGCACGUCUUCUGCACGACCUGGAAAGCCACCCAAGCCUGGCCCAAGUGCCAAGCCAUCGCUGCGGGAACGUACUUCGCCACCCACAGGCGAUCUUCUGCACAUGGGCUCGUCUAGUACGUCGUCGGCUGCUGCACGACGCGCACCUGCAUGGGACAACGACGAGGAAGCGGCCCCGAGCGCUUCCUCGCUCCGGCACACGUCCAGUGCUACGGCCUCAUCGACGCCGACGCCGACGUCCGUGGCGCGUGCUCCGCCUUCCUCGUCGUCCACCGCUGCUGCUGAACCGGCUGAGGCACCCGCCGCGCCGACCACCACACGCGUCCAGCUGCGUGCAUCGACUUGGGAUGCCGCGACGAAAGCGCCUGCGAAGGUGUACGUCGAUGCAAGUACAUCGCCCGGCCUUCCUUCCUCCGCGUCGUCCACCACCCCUCGUCCUCACUCGAGCCACGCCCCUUUGACCGCGGCCUCCUCCACAUCAAAGGCGCGGCCUGUCCUGGCGUCCUCGGCACGACGUACGUCGGGGAUUGCCAGCGAUACGCCCGUCGUGGCGCCGGUCCCGCGCGUAGCCGGCAAGCCAGCAUCGACCAUGCCGCCGACGGUGGCAGCUGCUUCCCUUGAUGCUGCGUUGGCCCAGCAGCGGGCCGGUCAGGUUCGCUUGACAAAACGCGAGACUCAAAACCCUGCCUCGUCGUUGAGAUCGCCACGUCCUACAGCGCUUGCUCAGCCCGGCUUGGCAGCGACGCGGCCACCGCCGUGUCCUGCUCCUAUGGCUGACAACACCGAGGAAGAAGCGCCGUUCCAAGGUGUCAGUGCGCUCAUUCGGCAGUGGCAGGGACAGUAG